This is a messenger RNA of Dermacentor andersoni, 2729 nucleotides long. RefSeq lists its product as uncharacterized. The record is from RefSeq and is a predicted model, not a curated record. NCBI's taxonomy places the organism in Eukaryota, Metazoa, Arthropoda, Arachnida, Ixodida, Ixodidae.
AGUAACGGAAGCAAAGUUGGGGUUGGCAGAGCAGCAGAGGCGAUUUUAAAACGGUGCUGAGGCUGGUGCAUAUUAACCGUUGCUGAAUCCAUGAGUUCCACUUCCAAAGCCUACAACCUUCCCGGGGCAGCCUGCGCGCUGCGAGAUGAAGGCUUUUUUCACGACCGGCGAGUGCUGCGUGCAGAAGCUGGCCGUCGCAACAGAAGACAGACGCUGCUCGCAGCGCGGAGGCACAUUGAUGUCAGCUGCGCCGAUGAGCCCCAAGCAACUGGAACUGCUGAGGAAGAGAACAGCGACGAUGACGCUACACCAUUCACUCGUCGUAUGAAGAGAUUGAAGAAACAGAAGCAGCUAUUGAAGGUUCUGGCUCCCAAACAGAAGGCCCCCUUUCGACUGCCAAGCCGCGAGCCUAGUCCUCUGCCAGCCCUGCCAGACUAUGCAUCGUUCCGCCAACGACACUUACGCUACUACGACAGCAUCCGCCACACGUUCAGCAGCAACGCAUCAUCAGUGGGCACCUGUGUUGACCGGCACGCCAAGUGUAAGGCUGCGCAUACAGCUUCCAAGCAUCCAGAGCGGCCUCCCUGGAAUGACUCGACACAGGUGUCGUUUGCACCUGUUGGUUUCGAGUUCCAGUGCCAGGUUCCUGGAAGCAAGCGUGCUGCCACAAAGGCAGCCAGCAAAUCGGAAAACGGCAAGGCUGCCGAGGUGAAGUCCAACGCCACCAAGAAUGCAACAGGAGUUGGGACAGCAGCACAGCAGAAGCAAGCACCACUGCAGCUGCCCGACUUCUCGUUCCUGUUCAAGCCUGUUCGCUUCUCGCUCCUGUUUCCAGCCAAAAAAGUGAACAAAACGGAAGAGAAGACAUCAGCUAAGAGGGACACCCUUGCAAGUGUCGGCAACACUUGGUCAGCCAGCCAGAGCAUUAAACUUGGCGGCUCAAUGCGAAGGCAUCUGGCCAGCAAGGAGAACGUGCCAGGUGUUGAGCCUCAACAUUCGACAAAGUCGAAUGCUACGUCCAAGGAAAAACAAGCCAACCUCAGCCCUGUUCCAGCAGACAAGGAGAAUGUGGUGAAGAGCAGCUACAACCUCAGACGAACAAAACUCUUCUGCAAACAAGUAGAUUGACCAUGACUUCAUGCCUCGACCUCUGACCAAGCAGCUUACAAGCUUGGGAAGCUUAAUGUAUCCCAAGCAUCACGUGUCCUGCAGUCGCCAGACACUCGUGCUGCAAGGCUGAGCAGCCCACGUAAAAGACGUGUGCUUGGUUUUCCUCAUUUGCUUGUACUCUUCAGAAAAUUUAACGUCAUAGACUGUGUGGAGCUUGUGUGAGUUACCGCGGUUUCCAAAAUGUUUUUAAUCAGGCCUAUCCUUGUGUUCUGGUGAACUCUAUCUAAAAGUAAACUCGUGGAUCUUUGGAUAUAUUUGAGUGCUCACUUUUCGAACCCGAGUUCAUGGAAAAAAAUUUAUCAACACAACAAGUUGGGCGAGUUGGUAGGUUAGCAUUAUGUAUAUGGGCAGUACGAAACUGAUGAGGGGCAGCUGUCACUUUGCACUCGUGUCGUCCAUUCCUUGUCCUUCAUCUGUGUCGUGCCGCACAUAUACAUAAAAAUGAACUUUACUCUCUCAUGCGGGAUUUGUGUUAUGAUAAACUUAUAACGUGUUAUACCUCAUAUUUUCAUGUGUGCCACUAAAGAUGAAGGUUUGUUUAAACUCAUUUUCAUACAUUCAUCCUUCGACUUGUAUGUUAACAUUUCAUGAAUGACUCAUUCAUGGUUCAUUCACUGUAUAUGACAUUCUUGGUAACUCAUUAAACAUAUCGCCAGAUUUAGGAUGUCUGCUGUCCUUUGCAUGCAUUCAAGGUUGCAGUGUACUUCUUUUUUGAGACAGAGUAUGUUAGAAGGAAUUUUUCAUGAUGACAGUCACAUAGCAUGUGGGAUGCUGCAUACUAGAAGAUUUAGACUUAUGCUGCAGUCAAGUUGGGCUGCAGAGCAAGUUUUGCAGAGUCCACAAUUAUUUUUUUGUUUUGUGUGUGUGCUCUAGCGGUAAGAAGAAACACGCUUCUAAUGGCAUAAUUCACUUGUAGUGCUGCAUUAUUGGGUAGUAUCUAAUUACUGGAGAUAGCCAGACCGAAAGUUCAUGUGGACGUAACAGCAAUUAUGAAGUCCAUAAAUUCUACUUUCAUAUACCAAUGUCCACAGCGGCUGUGAUGUACCAAUUAGCCAAUAGAUUCUUUUCAUAAUUGUAAAGCUAGCUUUCCUGCGAGGCAGUCUACCCAACUAAUGGAGCUGUAGUCAUUUUUACAAACAGUGUCUACAAGCACAGUUUGCUUGUAUUAUGGCAUGGGAAAUGUGGGCACAGCUCUCAUGAUGAAAUCAUGUUCAAGAGACAAGCCCAAGUGUGUGAAGCUAGCACUUGAUCUUCAGUUGAACGAUAGUCAGCAUGGCCAUUAGUUGGUCUAACAUGUAUCCCAAGGAAGUGCACUUUCAAAUUAGGAAAAUGGUCUAGUGUCAGGUGGCCCGCAUAUAUCUAUGUUACACCAAGCAAGUCUACAAGUGUCAGUUGGUCAUAUCCCUUUCAGGUGCCAUGUGUGCAAAUGUUCACCCGAAAUAGUGCAUGAAGGUAUCUAAAACAUGUCCCGUAGAUGUUGAAAUGCUUCUGAUUUUACCUGAGCUGCAAAUUUGAAUGGUACUAUGUAUGAGUUUUAGUAAAAUAAGUUGAAAGAUCGA